AUGGAGCCACGAAGCGGAUACUGUUAUACACCUUUGCCCGGACCAGGCUGGAUCCGAGUCCUGACCCUCCGGCCCAGCAAUGACACACAGGGUCACGAUUCUCUCUUCUGCGACAUUACACAUCAUAAUAUCCAGGAGGGCAACGCAUACGUGGCGCUUUCCUACACGUGGGCAAUGCCUGACGGCGAUAGCACCAAGACCCACACCAUCUACGCUGGAGGCCAUUCGAUCAGGAUAAGUCAGAAUCUUUAUGAGGCUCUUCACCGGAUACGAACUUUCAAGUCCCGCAUUCCUAUAUGGAUUGAUGCUGUAUGCAUUGAUCAGGCCAACAUCGAGGAGCGCAACGACCAGGUUGCUCAGAUGAGUCGGAUCUACGCCUGCGCCAAAGAAGUCAUCGCAUGGCUUGGAGAGGGGGACCUGGACCAAACAAGAGACAUUUUCGCCUGUUUCGGAAGAAAAGAUCCAAAUGCCCGAUGUGAGGAGAGCCACGAGUUUCGAGCCUCUGAUGGAAAGGUGCUGGACCUUUGCACCGCUCGAAGGACGCACGGCGACUCUAUGAACCGCCUCAUUGUCCCUAAUGUGUACGAUUUUGUUGCGAACUCAGUCUACAUUGCGGAGCUGGCCAAUGCGGUGAAGAUCAUGUCGGAGAGGCGAUACUUCACCCGCCGCUGGAUCAUUCAGGAGAUUUGCCAUGCAAGAAGCGUGGAAGUUCUCUUUGGCUCUGACAGGCUUUCGAUCGAAGUGGUAGCUGAGUGCCAUCGCAAUCUCUUGCUUCUGAUAAGGAAGCACUGGAUCGGAUAUCCACCACUCAGGAGGGCUCGAGAACUACCUCACUAUGCGCUUCAGGUGCUCGAGCUGCCACAGAGAAGUAAAGACAUCUGUCUGUACGAGAUCGUUGCAGACACCCAGGACAUGGGCUGCUCCGAUCCGAGAGACAUCGUCUUUGCCUUGACCAGCCUCUGCCCUAACGACGGAAUCAAAGCAGACUAUAAUUUGUCCAUUGCCGAAGUGUACACCGCCUUCUCACGCCAUCUAGUCGACCAAGGGCGGCUAGACCUGUUACUCGAGAAUAUCCAACAAAAGCGAUUGUGCCGUUCUAGGGACCUCGGUGUCCGUGGGCACGAAUCUGACUUGAUUGAUCUCCCUUCAUGGGCAUUGGACCUUCGCUUCGGCUUUCAGAAUUCCUCAAAUACACCUAAGCACUACUUGCUCACGGACCCGGAAUUCUGGAGUGAUUUGUCCGCCGUGCCACAGUCUACGGAUCUCGAUGUCCUGCUCGAGGCGGACGACUCUCUCAUCUGCAGACUUUAUCCUGUCGGUGAAGUUGCACAAGUCAUAAACCACGAGCUCCGCCUCAUCGGCGGCGAUGGCAACGACAGCAUCACAACAGAAUUCCCAGAUGCGCCUCUAGCCUUUGAAGGCGACUUUGUCAUGGCUUUCGACCAAGAUGAGGAUGGCCCAAACUGCUACAAUGUAAUGAUCUUGCGCGGAGGCAUGGAGCCUGGAUCAUAUAGGAUACGACACUGGUCACCCAAGAGCAAGCUGAGGAUGCCUGGGAUGACGUAUCCUCCACGUGCGGAGCGGAAGUUGGUACGCAUUGUCUGA
Messenger RNA from Zasmidium cellare ATCC 36951, 1605 nucleotides. RefSeq lists its product as uncharacterized. The transcript has a single exon. The record is from RefSeq and is a predicted model, not a curated record. The coding region runs from base 1 to 1605 and encodes 534 amino acids. Lineage: Eukaryota; Fungi; Ascomycota; Dothideomycetes; Mycosphaerellales; Mycosphaerellaceae.